Rotaria sp. Silwood2 is the source of this 885-nucleotide messenger RNA. Lineage: Eukaryota; Metazoa; Rotifera; Eurotatoria; Philodinida; Philodinidae. The record is from the annotation of a GenBank genome assembly.
AUGGAACAGCCACAACAAAGGUUAACUCGUCAGACAAAAGAAAAUUUAUCAUCAACAUCAUCAUCUUCUCGUGUUCUUGAUGCAUCAACUCGUGCACGUCGUACACAAAAAUUUCUUGAAUCACUUGAACAAGAUAAUUUUCAUGAUGAUCCAACAGAACCAUCAUCAUCAUUCGAUUCAACAUUAACUCAAGAACAAAUAGCCAAAAGUCUUAGUAAUACAUCUGCAUUUGGUUAUAGUCGUCAUUCAAAAGGAUUAAUUCUUGAAUCUGAUGAACCAAUUACCACAACACCGAAUUCAUCGAAUAAACGUCGUAAAAUACAAUUUAAAUAUGAUGUAUUUAAAACACGUUUUCGUAAAAAUUUACAAACAUUAUUAGAUGAAGAAUUAGGUUCUAAUGGUGAAAAAUCGACUGAAGAAAAAAAUUAUUUUACUAUUGUAGCUAAACCAUCAAAAUAUCCAUCUUUAAAAAUUUGUUCUGUAUGUGGUUUUUUAUCUCAAUAUACAUGUCAAAUAUGUGGAAGUCUUUAUUGUUCAUUAAAAUGUCUUGAUAUACAUAAAGAUACACGAUAUAUAAUGACACAUACAAUUCUUCUUCUUCAAUCAACAAGUAAACUUGAUUCACGUACUUAUUCUGAUUAUGAAUCUGUCGAUGAAUGUCUUGAUGGAAUAUGUAAAGUAUUUGAAGAACAUUUAAAAAAACGUAAUCCAACAUCACCAUCUAUAACAUAUGAUAUAUCUGAAUUAUUUGAAUUUAUUGAUGAAAUAUCGGAUUUAAGUUGUUUAGUUUUUCAAAAACAAACAGGACAAUAUAAACCACAUAAUAAAGAAUGGAUUAAACAAGAAAUAUUUCAAUUAUUACGUAAACAAGCUGCUGGAAAAUAA